Salvia splendens (bonfire salvia) is the source of this 1044-nucleotide messenger RNA. RefSeq lists its product as uncharacterized. The transcript has a single exon. Lineage: Eukaryota; Viridiplantae; Streptophyta; Magnoliopsida; Lamiales; Lamiaceae. The coding region runs from base 1 to 1044 and encodes 347 amino acids. The record is from RefSeq and is a predicted model, not a curated record. Gene Ontology annotation, molecular function: nucleic acid binding; zinc ion binding.
AUGAGGACGUAUUUUAUGUCCCAAAGCCUAUGGGAUAUUGUCGACAAGGGAUAUACUAUUCCCGAAGACCUAUCGGCUUUGUCUACAACUGACAGAGCAAAGUUCAACAAAGAGAUGGAGAAGGAUAACUUGGCCCUCUACUCACUACAGAUGGCUAUGGCAGAGUCCAUAUUUCCAAGAAUCAGUGGAGCUCAAACAUCAAAGGAGGCUUGGGAUAUUCUUAAGGAAGAAUAUCAUGGGAGUGAGAAGGUACGUCAUCUCAAAUUACAAACUCUUAGAAGAGAUUUAGAGAAUAUGACAAUGAAAGAAUCUGAGACCUUAAAGGAUUACUAUACUCGGCUAAGAGAGAUAGUAAAUCAAUUAAAAGCCUAUGGAGAACCUAUUACUGACACAAGAGUUGUUGAAAAAAUUCUAAUCACUCUCCCAGGCAAAUUUGAUCCAAUUGUUACGACAACAGAAGAAACUAAAGACCUAAGUAAGUUGUCGGUAACUGAAUUAAUAGGCUCACUUGAAGCUUAUGAGAAAAGAUUGAGUAUGCGCCAAGAUGAACCUGCUGAAAAUGCAUUUCAGUCUAAGCUAAACGUACGGUCUCAAAAUUCUCAUAUUCGGAGGAAAAUUUUUGAAGAAAAGAAAAAGAAAAAUGAAUCAUGUGAUGGUGGAAAGAAAAAAUAUUCACCCUGCGGGAUCUGCAAAAAGACGAGCCAUCUAGAAAAAGAUUGUUGGUUUAAAAACAAACCACAAUGCAAAAACUGCGAGAAGUUCGGCCAUGAAGUAAAAGAUUGUCGCCUUCACAAAAAAUAUCAAGCUAGUUUUUCAGAAGAAAAUGAGUGCGAAGAGAAUAUAUUUUACGCCUGCCACGUUGCAUCAGAAGUGAAGAAUGAAGCUUGGUUUAUAGAUAGCGGAUGCAGCAAUCAUAUGACCGGAGAUGAGAAGCAAUUCAGAGACAUCCACAGAACAAUCAAAUCUCAAGUUAAGCUUGGGAAUGGAGAACUUGUAGAUGUUGACUGCUAUAGUUCCUUUACCUUCAACAUCUACAAGUUCUGA